UGGGUGGGCGUUUUACGCACGACGUCGACAGAGAAGAAGAAGAAUGACGUUGUCGUCGAUGUCGACAAAUGAGUUGCUCGAGCAAGUGGCUAACGUGGAAUGUUCCAUUCUCGCAAAUGUUUUUUAUUAUUCAAUGUUGUUGUUGUUGUUGUCGAUGCUGCUGUCGCAUAAAAAACAAUUUCGAAACGUGCAACAACAAACAGCAGCAGCAGCAGCAACAACAACAACUAGAGAUCAAAUAAAUUAAAUUUACACACAUAGUUAAAUUAGUGAAAAUUGAAUAAAACACAAGAAAGCACACACACACACAUCAAAGAGAAGUGUGACAAAAACGUAAAUAAAAUAGAGGUAUAAAAAGAGAGUGGGAAAGAGAGAGAGAGAGAAAGAAAGAAAGAGCGAGCAAGCGAGGGCAGCAGAUACAGGUCGUCAGCAGACUACGCAGAACGUGUCGAGCAACAAAUUAAUAAAAAUUUAAAAAAAAAGAUUGAAAACAACCAAAAACAACAACAACAAGAAAUACAACACACAACGCCAGCCUCAACCUCAACGUCAGCGUCAACGCCAACGUCAGCGACGCCGUCAACAACAGACGCAGCAGCCGCCGCAGCAGCAGCAGCAGCACAGUCAGAAAAUGGGCUGUGGACAGAGCAAAAUACAUUUAUAUCCCAGGAAAUCGAAGAGUAAAGCAAAUGGCAAGAAAGGAGGACACGCCGAUUCGGAUGCGGAGACGGACGAGGAUGAAGGCCACAUUGAGGAUGCGGAGAAGGCGCAGCAACGUGAGCGCGAGAAGAAUGACGAGACCGAGGAGCAAAGCAAUAAGGAUAUACAGGACACCGAGGAGGACGUGGCCGUGUCGCUGCUGCGUGCCAAAAACCUGUCGCUGCUGCAAAGCCAAGAAAUAUCAUCAAGCCAACAGAAUUUCUUUCGCAUGCUGGACAAGAAGAUCGACGAGGGUCCCGACUAUGACUCGGCCAGCGAGACGGAAAUCGCCUUGGAGGAGGCACGACUGAAUGCACUGGUGCAGCAUUGGGAGUCCGCUAGCCUGACCGCAUCCAUAUGCUCCUCCGCCAGCCGGUCGCUGCAGACGACGCCAAUACGUCAGGUGGUGCAGGUGCCGAACAAGACGAGAGCCGCAGCCGGCAGCAGCGGCCCCGCUGCCCAUCUGCUGCAGCCCGCGGCGGCUUGCAGCACGGUGCCCACGACGGAGUAUCUACCUCAGCACGUCAUGGCGGGGCGACAGCAACAGCAACAUCAGGCGGCAACUCUCUACCAGCAGCAGCAGCAGCUAAUCCUCACGCAGCAGCUUCUGCCGCAGCUCGAUGCCAAUCUCGUCAAUACGUCCAAUGCCAAUGCAGCAGCCGCCGCGCAACUCAAUCAGCUGCAACAGCAGCAGCAACAGCAACUGGUUCUCUACCAGCAGCAGCAACAAAAACAACAGCAGCAACAACAACAACAGCAGCAACAACAACAACAGCAACAACUGGCUGCUUAUGGCGGCCACCUGCUGACGCUACCCGCCGGCGGGAAGCCGCAAAGCGUCAGCCCCAAGCGGAUGUUGUAUGGCGCCGCACCCUCGCCGCCAAUAAGCGCCGCUCCUGUUCAGUACAUUGCCACCAACUCGCCGCUCAUGCAGACUGGCGUGACGGGCUUCCUAAAUGGCGCCGGCGCAACAGCUGGACGCGCACCCUUGCAGCUGUCCUACUACGGAGUACCGAGCACUGCCCCCCAAAGUGCCGCCCAACAAGCAGCCUCAGUUCCCAUCGCCUCCGAAUCUUACGAAACACAAACCGCUCCACACAGCCAAAGCCAGCAGCAGCAACAGUUGCAGCCGCAAACGUCGCAGCUGCAACAACCGCCAAAUGCAGCCGGCGCCUACUACGGCGAGGUCAUGCACACUGUGCAGCAGCCCGCGCCACCAACGGAAUAUAAAUUUCCGCCGGCCAUCAGCGUGCAGAGAUUGGCGCCUCAGGUGCAGCGGCAGCUGCGCGAGACGCAGGAACUUAUAAAAGACUCGUGCCCGCAGCUGUAUGCGGCGGGCUAUGGCAGCCCAGGACCACCGAUACGCAAUCCCAACAGAAAUCCAACUAGAACUAGACCCACCCUGGAGACGCAGUUCUCGCAGGAACUCUCGUGAUAUCUAUAUAUGUAAACAGCAGGCAGAAUCGUAGCAAACCAAACACAACAUAAUUAGUCAACUGCGCCAAAGAAACAAAAAUUAAGCAAAAUUAACGCAAAAAAAAAAACAAUUAAAUUUAACUAGAAAAAAAAAUAUUUAAAAAAAAGCGAAAAAAAAAUCGAUAAAAAUUGUAAAACUGCACUCAAUGUUUCAGUACUCCCCCCGAAAACUUAGAAGAGCAACAACAACUACUAAUACUACUGAAAAUUAUGCGAAUCAGGAAAUAAAUUGCAUUAUAACUAUAUAUAUAUACAUAUAUAUAUAAAUAUGUAAAACCCGAGUAAUCAGCAGGCAGCCAAAAAAUUCGAAAGAUAGAAGGUUUAGUAUGAGCCAGACAAAUAGUUUAAGGAUCGAGUAUGAACACAUAAAGCUAUGUAAUAAAAGUAAACACAAAGAAAAACCCGUUAGCACGUUACAAAGGCAACAAAGAAACACAAAACAAACAUAAACAACAACAACAAAAAUGACUUCUACAUUCUCACAAUUUUGUUAGUCAUAAUCAUAUUCACCGUGUAAUUUUUAAAAAUAAAUUCUGUAAAAUGUGUGAACUUAACAAAUUUUGAAAAGAAAAGAAAACCAAAAAAAAAAAAAAAAAAAUUGUAAUACGAGUAACGUUGAAGCUAGAAAAGAUCAAUGUAUCGAUGAAUGGAUGGAUGAUAGCCACUGAUUAAAGAUCAUUUAUUGAAUGAUAUAUAAUGUCGGUGAUGCUGUCUAGUAAUAUUUGUAUACUUUAGUUCUAUUUAUUAUUAUGAUAAUUUUGGAUGUAUAAUAGUUUUUCUUAUAUAAAAUAUAUAUAUAUAUAUAUUUAAAAAUGAAAAUAAAAGCAAAUCAAUUAAGUUUAGAAAAACCGAACCUCAUUAAUAUAACAAAUUGUGGAAAAGCGCCUGGAAUCGUAAGUAUAA
Molecule: messenger RNA, 3078 nt
Organism: Drosophila montana
Lineage: Eukaryota; Metazoa; Arthropoda; Insecta; Diptera; Drosophilidae
Gene: tow
Product: target of wingless
Exons: 5
Coding region: 632-2134 (500 amino acids)
Source: RefSeq, a predicted model, not a curated record